AUGAGCGACGCCUGGCUUGCCCGCUGGAACUCCCGCCACCACACCUUGCGCUCUACCCCCCUCUGCCCUAGCGUUGGCUCAACCGACUUCAAGAAAUCGACCAAGAUGCAAAUUUUCGUCAAGACUCUCACCGGGAAGACCAUCACCCUCGAGGUCGAGUCCUCCGACACAAUCGACAAUGUCAAGGCCAAGAUCCAGGACAAAGAAGGCAUUCCUCCAGACCAACAACGAUUGAUUUUCGCUGGUAAGCAACUCGAAGACGGCCGAACCCUCGCCGACUACAACAUCCAGAAAGAGUCCACUCUUCACUUGGUCCUUCGUCUGCGUGGUGGUCUGAUCGAGCCUUCGUUGAAGGCCUUGGCUUCCACCUACAACUGUGAGAAGAUGAUCUGCCGAAAAUGCUACGCCCGUCUUCCUCCUCGUGCCACCAACUGCCGCAAGCGUUCAUGCGGCCACUCUUCUCAACUCCGUCCCAAGAAGAAAUUGAAAUAG
Puccinia triticina is the source of this 492-nucleotide messenger RNA. RefSeq lists its product as uncharacterized. The record is from RefSeq and is a predicted model, not a curated record. The transcript has 5 exons. Bases 1 to 492 code for a protein of 163 amino acids. Gene Ontology annotation, cellular component: nucleus; cytoplasm; ribosome. Gene Ontology annotation, molecular function: protein tag activity; structural constituent of ribosome; ubiquitin protein ligase binding. Lineage: Eukaryota; Fungi; Basidiomycota; Pucciniomycetes; Pucciniales; Pucciniaceae. Gene Ontology annotation, biological process: protein ubiquitination; modification-dependent protein catabolic process; translation.